Messenger RNA from Malaya genurostris, 2407 nucleotides. RefSeq names its product mitochondrial import receptor subunit TOM70 (gene Tom70). Gene Ontology annotation, molecular function: protein binding. The record is from RefSeq and is a predicted model, not a curated record. The coding region runs from base 326 to 2044 and encodes 572 amino acids. The transcript has 3 exons. Lineage: Eukaryota; Metazoa; Arthropoda; Insecta; Diptera; Culicidae.
UCAUCCAAUUCAGAACAGCGGUCGUGUGUUUUGUCGCGUUUCGAGUACUGCAAGAAAACCGGAGAAUUCGUGGUAAGGAACGAUAUCUCACCGUUAGAAGUAUCAAAAAACAUAGCUUGCCGUAAAAUCUGUUACAUAACAACAACUAAAUCUGUUGAACUGUCUCUGGUGAAGAUCUUGCCGCAACGUGAUCCCUUUUUCCGAUAAGCGGUUUUUGGAUUGAAGAUUCUACCGAGGCAAACACCGUGAAAAACGAGUAAUGUAUUAAUAAUUAUCAGAUAAAACCUGUCAGUGAGAGAGAUAGUACAAUAACGACGUAGGAAGGAUGAGUGCAGGAAGCACGGGAUCUACAUUUCCCAAAUGGCAACUGGCUAUACUGAUAGGAGCUCCCGUUGCGCUUGGAAUCGGUUAUUUGUAUUGGAAAAAGUCCACCGAAGCGGAAGAAUCGGACGACAAUCUGACGAAGAAAAAGCUCGGUGAAAUUAAGGACAAGACGAUAUCGCUAGACGGUGAAAGUACUCAUGAUGCACCAGCCAAGCGGAAGGUUUUGACCCCACUGGAGGAAGCCCAGAAACACAAAAAUGAGGGAAACGUAUAUUUUAGGGAAGCAAAAUACGACCUAGCAAUACAGGAGUACGAUUUGGCGAUCGAGAAGUGUCCAGCGACACAAAACAAUGAUCUAUCUACUUUCUACCAGAACAGAGCAGCAGCGUAUGAGCAUCUACAGAAAUGGAACUCUGUAAUAGACGAUUGCACCAAAGCACUUGAAUGCAAUCAAAAAUAUCUUAAAGCUCUAAAACGAAGAGCUAAGGCCUACGAACAGCUUAAAGAACUUGCCAAAUCUUUGGAGGAUAUUACAGCCGCCUGCAUAUUGGAAGGUUUUCAAAACAAAGCCACACUUAUUUCGGCAGAUCGUGUUCUAAAAGAACUGGGACAACAGCACGCCAAGGAAGCACUUAAAGAGAAGCAUGAUGUGCAACCGUCCAAAUUUUUCGUGAAAAAUUAUUUUGCCUCUUUUUCGGACGAUCCAGUCAGAAAGAUGGUGAUUGCUAGCAGCGAGCCAAAAGGAUUUGUAAAGGCUAAAGCGCUACUGGACCAGGGAGAGUAUGACGGUAUUGUGGCAGCUUGUACCGAGGAAAUCGAAUCCAGUGAAGCGGAUGCCGAAUACAAAGUAGAAGCGAUUCUGCUACGGGCAACGUUUUAUCUAUUAACAGCACGAUACGAAGAGGCAGCCUCGGACCUGGAUACGGUAAUCGGUAUGGAGUUGGCAGAUAAGAAAUUACGAGCUAAUGCUCUUAUCAAGAGAGCCUCACUUGCUAUGCAAACACAGCCUGACUCACCGGAAGAUUGCUUCAAAUAUUUCGGCCGAGCUGAGGCGUUGGAUCCAACGAAUAGCGAUGUUUACCAUCAUCGAGGUCAAGUGUUUAUUCUGAUAGAAAGGCUCACGGAAGCAAUCCAAGAUUUCGAGAAAGCUUGUUCACUUUGUCCUAACUCUGGAAUCAUUGCAAUUCACAAGUGCUAUGCCAGCUACCGGCAAGCGCUGAUAAACAAAGAUGAAUUCGCACUUCGAAAGGUGAUGGAAGGAUUCCGCGAUGCAAUCGAUCGUUUUCCCGACUGUGUGGAAUGUUACAGCUUGAUGGCACAGGUACUUUCCGAUCAGCAAGAAUUUCAGGAAGCGGACAACUUUUUCGAAAAGGCUACUAAAAUCGAACCAGAAAAUGCACAAAUUUUGGUUCACAAAGCAUUACUGCAGCUCCAGUGGAUGUCAAAUCCGGAAAAGGCAGUGCAGUUGAUUGAGAAGGCUAUCGAAAUCGACGAUAAAUGCGAAUUUGCCUACGAAACGCUCGGAACAAUUCAGGUUCAGCUGGGAAAACUAACGGAAGCGAUUAAAUUGUUUGAAUGUGCUAUCAAGCUGGCCAAAACGGAAAUGGAGCUGGUUCAUUUGUACUCGCUCAAGGAUGCCGCCAUCGCACAGGUCAAUGUCACUAAAAAUCUAGGAUUGGACAUCGCCUCGCUGGCGCAACUGUCACAGGCAUCAUUUUAAAUGUAGCUUUGGAGAAUACAUAAUCAGCCAGGCCAAUGGUCCUUACGCGUUACGGUGGAAGCUGAAUUCCAUCGAAAAACUUAAAUUCACCAGUGCAAGCUUUUACCUCGUUCAGUAGUUUAGUUUGAGUUUGCCUACCGCUAGUUCGUUCCAAACAAAUGCAACAAAUUGACCGUGAACGAUUUGACGUGCUCUAAAUCCGGCAUUUAUCGUACCUCGGACACCUUAGUGUAAAAUAAGCUUCGCUUAUAAAACCAUUUAUUUUGAAAAUUGCAUUGUAACAUAAUUCGAAGAAAAACAAGAAAAUAAAACGUACACAAAAUUCCAAACGAAUCUGACGGGAUUCAGUACAAUUAAAUUAAA